This is a messenger RNA of Tribolium madens (black flour beetle), 1339 nucleotides long. RefSeq names its product queuine tRNA-ribosyltransferase catalytic subunit. The coding region runs from base 108 to 1298 and encodes 396 amino acids. Gene Ontology annotation, molecular function: tRNA-guanosine(34) queuine transglycosylase activity. Lineage: Eukaryota; Metazoa; Arthropoda; Insecta; Coleoptera; Tenebrionidae. The transcript is spliced from 6 exons. The record is from RefSeq and is a predicted model, not a curated record. Gene Ontology annotation, cellular component: cytosol.
UUCACUGUCACCUUGAUACUAGAUAAUUGGAGGUUAUGUAAUUUUAACCUCAAAAAUUUCUCAGUUCCCUUACAUGUUUAUCUAUUGAAAAUAAUAUUUACAUCAUUAUGACAACAAAAAGUCCACUAAUUUUCACAAUCAUUGCCGAAUGCCACACUUCAAAAGCUCGCGUAAGCCGUAUGGUAUUACCUCAUGGUCCUGUCGACAUGCCGGUUUUCAUGCCUGUUGGGACUCAGGGAACUUUGAAAGGAAUGUUACCGGAACAGCUCGAAGAGCUUGGUCUCCAAAUCAUGCUUGCCAAUACUUAUCAUUUAGGAACAAAACCUGGUGUCGAAAUUCUGGAAAAAGCCGGAGGCUUGCACAAGUUUAUGAACUGGAAUAAUUGUCUUUUGACGGAUUCUGGGGGCUUCCAGAUGGUCUCAUUAUUAAAAUUAGCUGAAAUCACAGAGGAGGGUGUACGUUUUCAGUCUCUGAAUGACCAAAAAGCUGAAGUCAUGUUAACACCGGAACAUUCCAUUGAGAUUCAAAAUGCAAUUGGUGCAGAUAUCGUAAUGCAACUCGACGAUGUCGUCAGGACUACAAAUCCUGAUAAGAAGAGAAUUGAGGAAUCUGUGCACAGAACGACAAGAUGGCUUGAUAGGUGUUUGCAAGCUCAUAAAAAACCAGACAGUCAAAGCAUUUUUCCAAUAGUUCAAGGAACCCUCUAUGAGGAUUUACGGGAGAUAAGUGCCAAAGAUCACAUCAAAAGAAACGUCAAUGGAUAUGCGAUUGGUGGUCUGAGUGGAGGGGAAAGUAAAGACGAUUUUUGGAAGAUGGUCCACUUAUGUACCAAUAUUUUACCAAAAGACAAACCCCGUUACUUGAUGGGUGUCGGAUUUGCCGAGGAUUUAGUCAUUUGUUGUGCUUUAGGUUGCGACAUGUUUGACUGUGUUUUUCCAACAAGAACAGCGAGAUUUGGGUGUGCGUUAACAAGAACAGGACAGCUCAAUUUAAAGAAGGAAAAAUUCAAAAAAGACUUCAAACCUAUAGACGAAAACUGUCCCUGUAAUACAUGCAAAAAUUACACCAGAGCUUAUCUGAAUGGUAUUGUGACUGUGCACCCAUCAGCUUGCCAUUUAAUCACCGAACAUAAUCUAGUCUUUCAAAUGACUUUAAUGAAAGAUAUAAGGGAGAGUAUCAAAAAGGAUAAAUUUCCAGAAUUUGUGCGCAAAUUCAUGUUGGAUUUGUAUCCAAAUAAGGAGUACCCUACUUGGGUUAGAGACUCUUUAAGUGCUGUCAAUAUAAGCCUAACUUUAUAAGUAUUAUUUUUUUAUUUUAUACAAUAAAUAGAAAAAAAGAA